Messenger RNA from Trichobilharzia szidati, 1089 nucleotides. The record is from the annotation of a GenBank genome assembly. Lineage: Eukaryota; Metazoa; Platyhelminthes; Trematoda; Strigeidida; Schistosomatidae.
AUGAAUAUAUCACAAUUAACUGCACCAUUUGCUUUAAUGACAACACCAGAUUUUCAUACACUCAAAGUUGAAUGGUUUGACAGUCUGGAGGAACUUGAAAUGGCCGGUAUAAGAUGUGCUAUAGAAGUUUCAAUUAAAAAGAGUGAUUUUAAUAACUGGGAAGUUAUAUACCUAGGUAGAAGUGAUCAUUGUGUGAAUACAAAAAUGGAGCCUGGUGGCGAGUAUCUUGUACGAUUGAGAUUAGUUAUGGAUGAUUCAUAUGGACCAUAUGGUGAAGAACAACUAGUUGAAAUGCCAGUUGAACCAAACUCUGGCUCUGACUUACACAGAGCAAUUAAAUUUGAGGAUUAUGAACAAGUAGUACGUAUACUUGAAGCUAAGCAAGUAAAUAUUGAAACAGCAGAUCAGUUUGAUUUUACGCCUUUAAUGUCUGUGGCUAAUAGAAAUUUGAAAGAUAUGGUUGGACUUUUAUUAAAACACGGUGCAAAUCCGAAUACAGCGAAUAAAUUAGGUAAAACUGCGGUAAUGAUAGCUGCUAAUAAAGGAUAUGCUGAUGUUGUGGAGACUUUAAUUCAAAAUGGCGCUGAUCCUAAUUUACAGGACAUAAAUGGAAUGCAUAGUUUAUUCUAUGCAGUUGAUGGAGAGAAUGCAAAUAUGGUUCGUUUACUGGUCAAACAUGGAGCACGAACAGAUAUGGAAGAUAAAGAUAACCAAUGGACACCCUUAAUUCGUCUAGCAUGUUUAGCAAACAAUGGUAAUGCAAGGGUUGGUGCUGCUCUUCUUGACUGUGGAGCUACUGUUAAUAAACAAGAUAAAUAUGGACAAACAGCAUUAAUGCAUUGUGCAUUUCAUAGAAACCAUGUGGAUUUAGCUAAAUUACUUUUAUCGCAUGGAGCUGAUCCAGAUAUUAAAAAUAAGAAAAACAACACUGCUAUUGACAUAGCUCGAUCACUGGAAAACUUGAAUUUCUGUAAUCUAAUUGAACGAUUCAAACGGUUAGCCAAGAAGUAAAAUUUAAAAAAUCUGCAAACAUUUAUCAUCACCAUAGUACCCAUGAAUCAGUGACAUAAUUAAAACAAUGAUUACUAU